This is a messenger RNA of Eupeodes corollae, 3826 nucleotides long. It is a transcript of the gene Adcy2, whose product is annotated as adenylate cyclase type 2. NCBI's taxonomy places the organism in Eukaryota, Metazoa, Arthropoda, Insecta, Diptera, Syrphidae. Gene Ontology annotation, molecular function: adenylate cyclase activity. Bases 181 to 3735 code for a protein of 1184 amino acids. The record is from RefSeq and is a predicted model, not a curated record. Gene Ontology annotation, cellular component: plasma membrane. The transcript is spliced from 21 exons. Gene Ontology annotation, biological process: cAMP biosynthetic process; intracellular signal transduction; adenylate cyclase-inhibiting G protein-coupled receptor signaling pathway.
GGAGGUGCAAAUUUCAAUGCUAACUAUUUAGUUUGCAUCGUGCCGCCCGCUGUUUCUAAGGCAAUCCGAAACUACAGUGUCGCAAACCGCAAACGAAAUUCAAACGUAUCAUUUUCUUAAUUAAAUUAAAUAGAGUUUAUUAGUGAAGCAUAUUUAAAGAAAUGUGUUACUCGACUUAAAAUGUCUCACAAAAAUGCAGAUAAACCAAUAAUUGAUACCUUUAACAAUAACUUAAAAAGAGUUAUUAAAAAUGGUGACAGGGAUAACGAUUCCUCGGCGGAAAAUGCUCACUUGGAUGAUUUGUACACAAGGUACCGACAAAGGUUAAGAAAAUCGCUAUUCAUAUCGGGCCUGUCUAUUUCACUUGCAGCAUGUAUUCUGUCAAUAUUAUUUGGAUUACUCAAGGACUAUAAUGUCGUACACAUAGCACUGCUCUUCACUGCUGGUCUCGUGUCGGGGUCCAUCCUCACAGCCCUUCAAUUCCCGGCAGUUUUAAAUUCACCUGUUGCAGCAUUAGCAUUUGCUAUAAUAACUACCUUCUCUCUGGGUAUCAUAGCAGCCAUUACGGGAGACGAAUUGGCACCUCUGCCAAUUUUUGCUGUGUUUCUGGGAAUUCACACAAUGCUUCCCAUCUCAUGGCCCGUUUCAUUGGUGUUGGCAUUUUUUAUGACAGUUAUUCACGUGGUUCAUAAGAUUGGUUCCAGCCCAGCAUUCUCUCCUGAUAUCGAUAUGCUUAUUGCCGAAGUUAUUAUGCUAGGCACUGCAUCCGUUUCUGGCUUGUACUAUAGAAUAAUGUCUGACGCGGCCCACAAUCGGACUGUUGAUGGUACGCGUACAGGCAUAGAGCAGAGAGUCAAAUUAGAGUGUGAGCGGGAACAGCAGGAACAACUUCUAUUAAGCGUUAUCCCUGCUUACAUAGCAGCUGAGGUCAAAAGAAGUAUAAUGUUAAAAAUGGCGGAUGCAUGCCAGCGUGCUGGAGGGCAAGCUUACUCAACUAGAUUCCAUGAGCUACACGUCCAACGCCAUAACAAUGUUUCAAUUCUGUAUGCAGAUAUUGUAAACUUUACUCCUCUCUCAGAGCAACUUACUGCCAGUGAUUUGGUUAAGACACUCAAUGAUCUUUUUGGUCGAUUUGAUCAAAUCGCACAAGAAAACCAAUGUCUACGUAUAAAAAUUCUUGGGGAUUGUUAUUAUUGUGUAUCUGGAUUGCCUAUUUCUAGACCGCAACAUGCUGCUAAUUGUGUUAAUAUGGGCUUGCAGAUGAUUGACGCCAUUAAGCAUGUUCGGGAAGCUACUGGCAUAAAUGUUGAUAUGCGAAUUGGUAUUCACACUGGAAAUGUGCUCUGCGGAGUUCUUGGCCUAAGAAAGUGGCAGUUUGAUGUUUGGAGCGAUGAUGUUACAACGGCUAAUCAUAUGGAAAGCGGUGGCGUAGCAGGGAGAGUUCAUAUAACAAAACAAACUCUUUCGUAUCUUGAUGAUAAGUUUGAAGUUGAACCGGGCAAUGGUGGCUCUCGCGAUUCUUAUCUGUCAGACCAUAAAGUGGAUACUUAUUUAAUAGUUCCACCGAAGAGAUCUAUCGAUCUUCCAAGGGUUGUGGAGAUCCACAACACGCACUCUUUAAAAGAAACACCUGGUCAAGUGCGGUUGAAUCAAAUUUCAAUUGUCGAAACAGAAGACCCGGAAGAAUUGAAUGAUAUAGAUAUACCAUCAAAAUCAAGGGAUAAUACUAAAAGUAACAAUAACGAAGAGUUUAAAUCCAUUCGUAUAGAGGAAGAUAUGAAAAGUGGACCAGAGAAUCAGGCAAAUAUAGAACUUAAAACUGCAGCGAAUUCAUCAAAUGAAAGUAAAACAGCAAAGAGCGAUGUGGAAACGUGUGCUCACGAAGAAAGUGUAGCCGUUCUUGAAGUUCCUGAAAAAGUGAAAAGAAAGCUCUCAGUUCAAGGAAUCAUGGCUUUUGCUGAUAGACGACGGUCGUCAGGGGUUUUCAUGGAUAAUAGAAAGCACUCAAUCACAAAUGGAGAAAGUUUUCGUUCUAUUGGUGGAACUGCCACACCCGGAGGCCCACCCACACGACACAGGCCAUCAUCAAAAAUGACGAAGUAUGUAGAAUGUUGGGGAGCAGAUAAGCCUUUUGCAAAUAUUGCGGAAUCAAAGUUAGUUAAAAAUAUCGGACUUGCGAGCAUUGCUAUGAUAGAGUCCAACCUCUUGCCACCAGAACGAAGAUGUUCGAGUUUUAGCUGUUUAGGACCACCGACAGAGUUGAAACCUAUAACCAUGUGGUACCGGAACUCUUCCCGUGAAACCCUAUAUCGAGCUCAACCCGAUCCUCACUUCCGGUAUGAUUUACUUUGUGCCUUUAGUAUAUUUGUGCUACUAGGCACUAUACAACUAAAAGUGCUUGAAUUAAAUGUAGCCUUGCUGGGGUCUAUCGGAGCAAGUACAAUAUGUUUUGGACUCUUUCUAUAUCUUUGUAAUGUCAAGAUGGUAGAAAAUUCCUCUACUCCCUCUUAUAGCCCAAGUCAGGCUGUAGCCAGUAGCCGUACAAUAAGAUUAUCCAUAUUUUUGAUAGUAAAUGCUCUAGUCUCAUCGUGUUCUGUUUUUAAUGUGAUCAACUUUUCUGAAGACACUAUUGUUGAUGUUGGAAUAAGUUUAUAUAAUACCUCUGCACAUCAUUCGCCUUUGCCAAUUGUUAAUUACCCACCAGCCCCAGCAUACCUUCUUUGUUGUGCCCUAAGUCUAGCAUGUGUCUCGGCCUUUCUUAGAGCCGGAUUUAUAUUGAAGUUGAUUGUUAUGGUGAUGGCUGCGUUGACUGAGGUGGUUGUGCUAGGAUAUAGCGAUCUGUUUCAAAGCUAUAAUAAAUUACACUCAGAAACUAGCAUAUUGCAACUUGAAGUGAAAGGGUUUAUGUUCCUUUGUCUUAUAAUAGCUGUUUUGCAUACUCUUGACCGACAGGGAGAGUAUGUAGCUCGAACGGACUUUUUAUGGAAAGCUAAAUUGAAAGUUGAGCAAGAAGAAGUUGAAACUAUGCGUGGCAUCAAUAAGAUCUUACUUGAAAAUAUACUUCCAGCUCACGUCGCUACUCAUUUCCUUUACCAGGAUAGAUCAACUGAAUUAUAUCAUGAAAGUUAUUCAAGCGUGGCUGUGAUGUUUGCUUCGAUUCCUAACUACAAGGAAUUUUACGAUGAAACUGAUGUAAAUAAGCAGGGACUGGAGUGUUUGCGUCUUCUAAACGAAAUUAUUUGUGAUUUUGACAAGCUUCUUCUUAAACCGAAGUUCAGUGGUAUAGAAAAGAUUAAAACAAUUGCGAGUACAUACAUGUGUGCAUCAGGACUAAGGCCAGGCAAGGACGAUGGAUCUACUGAUGAAAGGCGAACAGAAGAACACAAUGUUGUUAUCCAAGUGGAAUUCGCUAUUGCUUUGAUGUCUAUCCUCGACUCAAUAAAUCGGGAAUCAUUUCAGAGAUUCCGAUUGAGAAUAGGACUAAAUCACGGAUCAGUAAUUGCAGGUGUGAUAGGGGCUCAAAAACCACAAUACGACAUUUGGAGUAACACAGUUAAUGUUGCAUCUAGAAUGGAUUCAUGCGGUGUCAUGGGACGAUUACAGACGACUGAAAGUACAGCGAAAAUUCUUAUGGAUGCUGGAUACACAUGCGAAUGUCGUGGACCUAUAUUUGUGAAAGGCAAAGGCACAUUAAUAACUUACUUCGUCAAGACACCAUUCGAUGGGAAAUUGUAAAAUAAAAUCUUUGCGUAUCUUCUGAAAAAUGACAAUUUGUUAUCGAUUGAAUUCAAAAUAAUAAUACAAAUAAUACUUUAAAAAUGCCAAA